Conger conger (European conger) is the source of this 1205-nucleotide messenger RNA. Its product is annotated as H-2 class II histocompatibility antigen, I-E beta chain-like. Gene Ontology annotation, cellular component: membrane; MHC class II protein complex. Gene Ontology annotation, molecular function: MHC class II protein complex binding. The coding region runs from base 1 to 738 and encodes 245 amino acids. Gene Ontology annotation, biological process: antigen processing and presentation of exogenous peptide antigen via MHC class II; immune response; positive regulation of T cell activation. NCBI's taxonomy places the organism in Eukaryota, Metazoa, Chordata, Actinopteri, Anguilliformes, Congridae. The record is from RefSeq and is a predicted model, not a curated record. The transcript is spliced from 6 exons.
AUGAGGGACGGUGACAAUCUAGGUGGGGCUUGGGAGAAAGAUGCCUAUUCAGAAGACAUUCAAUGUGAGUGUCAUUUCAGCUCAAAUGACCCGCCUGACUUGGAAUACAUUCAGAGAUACAUCUUUAAUAAAUUGGAGUAUAUCAGAUAUAACAGCACUCUGAAUAAAUACAUUGGCUACACUGAACACGGGGUGAAAAAUGCUGAAAGAUUUAAUACUGAUGGAAGUGCGGAACAGGCGCAUGAAGACCUGGAUCGCUUCUGCAGGCAUAAUGCUGAACUGAUCUCUUCAGCCAUACUGGACAAGAAAAAUAUACCCGAACCCACCAUCAAAAUCAGAUCUGCUUCACAUAGCAGUCACAAGCACACCUCCAUGCUAGUCUGCAGUGCCUAUGACUUCUACCCCAGAGGAAUCAAAUUGACCUGGCUGAGAGAUGGGAAGGAGGUAACGCAUGAUGUCACCUCCACGGAGGAGCUGGCUGAUGGAAACUGGUUCUAUCAGAUCCACUCACAUCUGGAGUACACACCCAAAUCAGGAGAGACCAUCUCCUGCAGGGUAGAACAUGCAAGUCUCUCUGAAGGCAAAGAGGUUAAGUGGGACCCCAACAUGUCUGAAGUAAAGAGAAACAAGGUGAUCAUUGGUGCCUCUGGCCUGGUGCUGGGGCUAAUAAUCACAAUUGCCGGAGUGGUCUAUUACAAGAAGAAAUCCACUGGGAGAAUUCUGGUCCCAUCAAGUUAAGGUGCAGAAUUAUUAAGCAACUGGAUCAUGAGGAUGAACUCUGUGUUUCUUGGUGAUUGAAACCUUAGUCUACAUAUUUUUAAUCUAAUUUUUAAAUAAUAUGUUGAUGCAUUCAAUGUUGUUUUGCUUGGAUUGGAUAUAGAUUCAGAUGUUUUCACAAUAUGGAAAUGGCUUUUCUUUCGUGUUUUAACAACCAAUAUUCUUAAUAUUCUUAACAUCUGUCUUAUGGAUAUUUUAAAAACUAAAUGAUGUACAAUCCACUAUUCUUCAUAUAUUGAAAAAUACGCCAUAUGUCAUCAGACUGUGUGCCAUUCUGUGAUAAGAAUGUACUGUAGGCAAUAAUGGGGCUGUUAAAUCCUUCAUGUUGUAUUUUCCUGGUCUAUUUUCAUGUAUUUUAUUUUAGUAGCAUUUUUCUUAAAAUGUCCAAUGGUAUUGACUACUCUGUUCAUGUAACAUUUCCUUUCACA